AUGAGUGCCGCCCAAGCAAAAAUAACCUACGCCUGGGCACAGCACCAUCAGCUCGCGCAGGACCGCGAGCGCCUAGUCCACGCCGUCAUCAUCUGCGCGUACAAGGAGCCAUACGAGGUGCUCGCCGCCACCAUCGGCUCGCUCGCGGCGAACAACCUCGCCAAGAGCUGCGUCGUGAUCCUCGCGACCGAGGCGCGCGACGAGAGCGCCGAUCCAACCUUUGCGCGGCUGGACGCCGAGUUCGGCGGCGACUUCCUCGAGUUCUUCCAGACGCGGCACAGCCUCGGGCCCGGCGAGGUGGCCGGCAAGUCGUCCAACGAGCGGCACGCGUGCAUGGAGCUCUACUCGUGGGCGCAGGCGAGGUCUAUCGACCCGUACACUGUGAUGGUCACGACGGCGGACGCCGACUCGCAGUUCGACUCGGUCUUCCUCGAGCACCUCGAGGCCGA
Messenger RNA from Emiliania huxleyi CCMP1516, 449 nucleotides. RefSeq lists its product as hypothetical. The annotation marks the transcript as partial. Lineage: Eukaryota; Haptophyta; Isochrysidales; Noelaerhabdaceae. The record is from RefSeq and is a predicted model, not a curated record. The transcript is spliced from 3 exons.